AUGGACGACCAGGAGGCACGGCGCUCGUCUCCACGCCCGCCUGCCGGGCAGCCCGAGCUCCAUACCUGUGAAGCUGCGCAGGCGGCGGAGGCCAGCCGCCUCCCGGCAGCACAACGCCUGGAGGGGCAGGCGUGCCUGCUUGUCGCGUCGCUCCUGCUUGCAUACAACUUGCCCGACCCGCCGGCCCCCGUGGUGCUGGCGGCCGCCCGAGGCACCCUGCAGCUGCUGCUCCUGCUGGGCCCCUCCCUGCUGCUGGGCGGCGGCGCAGCCUGGCGGCCCGCCACGGCGGCUGCGGCGCACGGCGCAGGCCUGGAGCCGCAUGUUCUUCGGCCAGCGGCGCCUGAGGAGGCAGCCAGCAGCGGUGCAGAGGAGCCCAGUGAGGAUGAGGAGCUGGGUCAGCCGCUCCUCCAUGCCAGGGCGCCUGCGCAGCCGGCGGCACGCCAGCGCGGCAGGCCGCCGUGGCAGCCGCCGCCGCAGCUGCUCUACGAAGUGCCGGAGCCGGCGGGCGGCCUGGAGCCGUGGCCUGCCGCGGUGGUUGUGGUGGAGGAGGUGGCUGAGCCGCCGCCUCGACUGCCGUUGGGCCUGCCGGCACCGCUGCUAGCCACACUAGAGAUAGGGCUGUACAACACCACAGGCACGCUGGCGCAGACGACCGGGCUGGAGCUGACCACCGCCACGCGCGCCGCCUUCCUCAUCCAAGCCUCCAUCCUGUUCACUCCUGUGCUGGCCGCCCUGGCCGGCAGGGCGCCCAGCGGGCGGGUGUGGGCAGGCAGCCUGCUGGCGUUGGUCGGCACGCUGCUCAUCACUCUGGACCGCUGGAUGGAGGCGCACCUGGAGGCGCUGCCUGCAGCUGCCGGCGCCGCAACGGCGGCGACGGCGGCCCCCGCGGCGACCUCGCCAGUCGGCGAUGCGCUCAUGCUGUUUGCUGCGCUCUGCUACUCGGCUUCCACGGUGCGCAUCCCGGUGUGGGCUGUGCGGCACAGCGUGGCGUCGCUGCAGCUGGCGCUGGGCAAGUCGGCCUUCCUGGCGGCGGUGUCGGCGGCGGUGCUGGGGCUGGAGGCCGCGCGAGUGGUGGCGGCGGGCGAGCCGGCGACCGCGCUGUGGCCCGGGUGGCGCGGCUGGGAGGGGUGGGCCAUCAUCUCCUGGAGCGCCUUGGGGCCGGGAGCCCUGGCCGCCGUUCUUCAUGUCAAGGGGCAGAGCCUGCUCCCCGACGCCUCCAAGGCCCAGAUCAUCUUCUGCAGCGUGCCGCUUUGGUCGGCCCUCAUGGCUGCGCUGGUGCUGCCUGGAGAGAAGGACCAAAUUGGGCUGGCCACGUGGCUGGGCGGCGGCGUCAUCGCCGCGGCGAGCCUGGUGGCGGCGCUGCCGCGCAGAGGGCGGCGCUGA
Molecule: messenger RNA, 1383 nt
Organism: Chlorella variabilis
Lineage: Eukaryota; Viridiplantae; Chlorophyta; Trebouxiophyceae; Chlorellales; Chlorellaceae
Exons: 5
Coding region: 1-1383 (460 amino acids)
Source: RefSeq, a predicted model, not a curated record